Molecule: messenger RNA, 1108 nt
Organism: Anthonomus grandis grandis
Lineage: Eukaryota; Metazoa; Arthropoda; Insecta; Coleoptera; Curculionidae
Product: pre-mRNA-splicing factor ISY1 homolog
Exons: 4
Coding region: 272-1087 (271 amino acids)
Biological process (GO): generation of catalytic spliceosome for second transesterification step; mRNA 3'-splice site recognition
Cellular component (GO): Prp19 complex; post-spliceosomal complex; post-mRNA release spliceosomal complex
Source: RefSeq, a predicted model, not a curated record
UGAGGUUAUGGUUUCUAGUGGGGAAUUUUAUGGCUAAUAUUUAUUCUCAUAAUAAUAAAUACAGUAGUUACUUUAUUUAAUGCUUAUAAUUUAUUUUAAGUUCUACAAGUAGCCCAAUACAGCAGUUUUAAUAAAAAAAUGACUUUUCAGUAUAUAACCCUGAAGUGGUUUUGAGGUUAUGUUGGAGCAUUUAUAAACAAACUUUAUAACAUCGUAAAUAAACAAGAUAUUAAAGUUUUAGGUGUAUUUUUAACUUGAAACCUACAACAAAAUGGCAAGAAAUGCAGAAAAAGCUAUGACAACUUUGGCUCGUUGGCGAGCAGCCCAACUGAGCGAACAAGAAAAAGUGAAAAAACGUCGCCCCUAUCUCGCCUCCGAAUGUAAAAGUUUGUACGCGUGCGAAAAAUGGCGGAUGCAAAUAAUCCGCGAAAUCGCGAAGAAAGUGGCCCAAAUCCAAAACGCCGGCCUGGGAGAGUUCCGUAUCAGAGACCUGAACGACGAAAUCAAUAAGUUACUUAGGGAAAAACGCCAUUGGGAGGAACAAAUUAAAGAACUGGGAGGACCGGAUUAUCAGAAGGUGGGCCCGAGGAUGUUGGACCACGAAGGCAAAGAAGUGCCCGGCAACAGAGGUUACAAAUACUUCGGGGCUGCCAAAGAGUUGCCGGGCGUAAGGGAACUGUUUGAGCAAGAGCCUCCACCUCCGCCAAGAAAAACCAGGGCAGAACUGAUGAAGGAUAUUGAUGCAGAUUAUUAUGGUUACAUGGACGAUGAUGACGGGAUUUUAAUACCGUUGGAGCAGGAAGCGGAAAGGGUUGCCGUGCAGAAAUCAGUGGAAGAAUGGAGGGCUAAAAAAGAGGCCAGAAUGGAGACCAAUGAGGCUUCUGAUGAAGAAGUGGAGGAGGUGAAUAUAUAUGCCGAUAAAGAUGAUGAUAACGAACGAGAAGAAGAAGAAGAACUGAUAAUAGAUGGAACCCAACAAAGGUUCGUGGCCCACGUGCCAGUUCCGUCCCAGCAAGAAAUCGAACAGGCUCUACUCAGAAGGAGAAAACAGGAAUUACUAAAUAAAUAUGGCAUUCCAGAACAAUAAAUUAAUUUCAGUAAAACGAAA